Molecule: messenger RNA, 1131 nt
Organism: Annulohypoxylon maeteangense
Lineage: Eukaryota; Fungi; Ascomycota; Sordariomycetes; Xylariales; Hypoxylaceae
Product: BAR domain-containing protein
Exons: 4
Coding region: 172-957 (261 amino acids)
Biological process (GO): endocytosis; plasma membrane tubulation; actin cortical patch localization
Cellular component (GO): mating projection tip; medial cortex; actin cortical patch
Molecular function (GO): lipid binding; protein binding
Source: RefSeq, a predicted model, not a curated record
CCUGCAAAUACCACCCAAGUCCGCCAAUCCCUUUUCAACCUCCAAUACUAAACAGACGACUCCUGGAAAUUAAAUCUCUGGCUUUUCGAUUGCGAAACCGUCAUUUUAUACCAAUUUCAAUUAUUCAACCUUAUUACCAUUGUUGAGUAGAAACUAGGCAACCUCGCGAAAAUGUCGUGGGCAGGAUUCAAGAAGAAUGUCAAUCGCGCAACGACGCAGGUGAUGAUGAAGACAGGCCAUGUCGAGAAAACGAACGAUCGCGAUUACGAGGUCGAAGAGAGACGAUUUAAGACAAUGGAGGCUGCUUCACUACGUCUUCAGAAGGAAGCAAGAGGAUACCUAGAUUCGAUACGAGCCAUGACCGCUUCGCAGAUGCGCAUAGCCGAGACAAUAGAUGCAUUUUAUGGUGACGCUGGAGCUAAGGACGGCGUCAGCCGGAGUUAUAAACAAGCUGUGGAGGACCUAGAUUCCGAAACCAUAAAAGCUCUUGACGGUCCCUAUAGAACAACGGUCUUGGAGCCCAUCACCAAAUUCUGCGCAUAUUUCCCUGACGUUAACGAAUGUAUCAAGAAACGUGGCCAUAAACUUCUAGACUACGAUGCGCUACGGGCGAAGGUCAAAAAGCUAGCCGAGAAGCCUGACAAGGAUGUCACGAAACUCCCACGCACUGAGAAGGAGAUGGAAAUCGCAAGGGCCGCGUACGAACAGCUCAACGAGCAGCUAUCCACUGAACUACCUCAACUCAUCGACCUCCGAGUACCAUAUCUCGACCCCAGCUUCGAAGCGCUCGUCAAGAUUCAACUUCGGUUCUGUGCCGAGGCAUACAGCAGGAUGGCGCAAGUCCAACAAUACCUAGACGCGGACACUAGGGAGCAGUACGCUCAAGGUGAUUUGGACUCAAGGGUGGAACAGGUACUGCAAGAGAUUCGGGAACUUAGUAUCAGCGGGACAGUUUAAGGGAGAGUGCAUUCGCGGAGUUAAAAAUGGCUUUUAUAAGGUGUGGUAAUUCUGGUAUGGGUUGGCAUUCUCACAGGUAGGCUUCGGACGAACCGCGCUACACGAUUCACGGGUUCAUGUUAGAUAUUGACAGGGAUGAUGGUCUUGCGAAUAGCAGCCGAGUAUAUUUGAGAC